ACAAUGGAGGAGAGAAAUUGGACCCUUGUCACAGAGUUUGUUUUUGUGGGAUUCACGGAUCAACGAGACCUGCAGGUCCCCCUCUUCCUGGUGUUCCUAGCAAUCUAUGUGAUCACCCUGGUGGGGAAUCUUGGGAUGAUCAUGCUAAUCAGGGCGGAUCCCCAACUCCACACUCCCAUGUACUUCUUCAUCAGUAAUUUGUCCUUCUUAGACAUCUGUUAUUCCUCCUCCAUCACCCCCCGGUUGCUGUCAGACCUCUUAUCAGAGAGGAAAGUCAUUUCUUAUGCUGCCUGCCUUACGCAGUUUUAUUUUUAUGCGGUCUUUGCCACCGCUGAGUGCUACCUCCUGGCCGUGAUGGCGUACGACCGAUACGUGGCCAUCUGUAACCCGCUGCUCUAUGUUGCUGUCAUGCCCCGCAGAGUGUGUGCUCUCCUGGUGGCUGGCUCGUAUCUUGCGGGGGUUCUGAAUUCCCUGGUGCAUACAAGUGUUGCCCUUCGGCUGUCCUUCUGUGGCCCAAAUGUCAUCAACCACUUUUACUGCGACGGUCCCCCUCUCUACGCACUGUCCUGCACCGACACCCACCUCAAUGACAUUGUGAUGUUUGUGUUUGUCGGCUUCAAUAUGAUUGUGACUAACUUGACCAUCCUCAUCUCGUACAUCUACAUCCUGGCCACCAUCCUGAGGAUCCGCUCAACCGAGGGCAGGCGCAAAGCCUUCUCCACCUGUGCCUCCCACCUGACGGCUGUCGCCAUUUUCUACGGAGCAGCGGGGUCCAUGUAUUCACGACCCAGUUCCAGGCACUCACAGAACCUAGAUAAAGUGGCCUCCGUGUUCUACACGGUGGUGAUCCCCAUGCUGAAUCCCCUAAUCUACAGCCUGCGGAACAAGGAGGUGAAGGGCACCCUAAAAAAAUGUUUGAUGAGAAAAGAUUUUUCCUCCCACUUCUGA
This is a messenger RNA of Pelodiscus sinensis (Chinese soft-shelled turtle), 948 nucleotides long. Its product is annotated as olfactory receptor 8D1-like. Gene Ontology annotation, cellular component: membrane. Lineage: Eukaryota; Metazoa; Chordata; Testudines; Trionychidae. The record is from RefSeq and is a predicted model, not a curated record. Gene Ontology annotation, molecular function: olfactory receptor activity; G protein-coupled receptor activity. Gene Ontology annotation, biological process: G protein-coupled receptor signaling pathway.